Chiloscyllium plagiosum (whitespotted bambooshark) is the source of this 4820-nucleotide messenger RNA. Its product is annotated as 52 kDa repressor of the inhibitor of the protein kinase-like. NCBI's taxonomy places the organism in Eukaryota, Metazoa, Chordata, Chondrichthyes, Orectolobiformes, Hemiscylliidae. The record is from RefSeq and is a predicted model, not a curated record.
CUGACACCGAGGAACAUGCGCAGUACAGCCCCCGGAAGGGAGGAGGUGUACCGUGACGUCGCCGGGCAUUGUGGGAUACUGGAGGACCAGCGGCACUCUGCCAGGCUGCGUGCGUGCUGGCGUCACGGCAAGGCGCGUCAAAGCCCUCGGAGCUCUGGCGAUUUUCAAUCGUUCGGCGGCGGCCGAGCCUGUCGUCUUCCGCCGGAGGGAGAGAAACAAGCGUGCGAGAGGAGGAAAACAACUGAUUUCGAGACGAUGCCGAACUUCUGCGCGGCACCCAACUGCAGCAGGAAAAGCACCAACUGCCCAGACAUCCCUUUCUUCAGGUUCCCCAAAGACCCCGAGAGGUGUCAGAAAUGGGUAGAGAACUGUCGGCGAGCAGACUUGGAAAAUAGGUCCGCUGAGCAGCUUCACAAACAGUACAGACUCUGUGCAAGACACUUUGAACAAUCCUUGAUAUGCACAAAUAGCCCUUACAGAACCGUCCUUAAGGAUAAUGCCGUGCCAACUUUGUUUGACUUAACGAGCCAUCUCAAUAAACCUGAAGGCAAACACAGAAAGCACAAGAGAAUAAAAGACCUGACUGAGGAAGAUUUAUUGAGGGUGAAGGCACCAAGAACUGACUGUGAUGUCCUGAGAGGUCUGCAGUGUAAACAGGAGGCAAUCAAUGAACUUGACAAAACAGAACUGGAAGGUGCUACAGAGAGCCUUGAAGAGUCUACUCUCCUGGAAGAAUCUUUGAAUUUGACACCUGAAGAGAAAGGGAACAAAGAAUUUCUCAAAGUUUUAUUUGAAACUGUAUUGCUGUUGGGGAGGCAAAAUGUCCCUUUGGGAGGAUCAGCCACUGAAAACCUGAGUAACUUGUGCAAUACUCCUGACAACAUUCAAGCACUACUGGAAUUCCGAAUGAAUGCAGGCGAUGAAAUUCUUAGAAAGAGGUUUGAAACAACUGCUGUGAAUGCAGUGUACUGCCCUAAGAACUUGCAAAAAGACCUUUUGGACAUCUGUGAGAUGUGCAUACGGGAGGAGGUACUCCGAGAAGUUCGUGACAGCAACUUCUUCUCAAUUGUGACAGAUGAAGUGAUCAAUGUAGCAGGGCUUGACCAUGUGUCCCUGUUAAUUCGGUUUGUAGAUGAGUCUGACUGUCUGAGGCAAGAAUUUGUUGGCUUCAUACCCUGUGAUCUUGACGGGGAGUUCUUGGCCAGUCGGAUCCAUGAGACUCUUACAGAAAAAUGGGGUCUGAACAUGUAUUACUGCCGUGGACAAGCAUACAAUGGUUCUGGCACAAUGUGUUACAAAAAGCGAGUUGUUGUGGCUAGUAUUUUACAGCAGUGUCCAAAGGCAUUGAGCACUCCUUGUUCUUCCUAUCCCCUAAACAUAUGGAUUGCGAAGUCCAGUCUGAUUUUUGGUAUUAACAUGGUAUUAAGUUUGAUGGAAAACAUUGUAUCAUUUUUCAGUUUGUCACCUCAACUCCAGAAGGUUUUUGAUGUUGGUGUUGACGGUGUCUAUCAAACAAAUGAGGAGAAGGCAAAGGAGCUGAAAAAACUCUUUCAAAUUAAUUGGUAUGAAAGACAUGACACUUUUGAGAUCUUGGCAGAUCUUUAUGAAGUGCUGGUGACGUGCUUGGAUGAGAUCAGUUACGAUACAUGUGGUAGGUGGAAUGCUGAGAUAGCGACCCAGGCCAGCAUGUUGUCCUCAACCAUGAGAGAUUUUGAAAUAGUUGUCUCUGUUAUGGUGUUGAAAAAUGUUCUCUCAUACACAAGAGCCUUUGGCAAAAAUCUCCAAGGUCAAGCAUCAGACACUUAUUUUGCCUCAAGCACUUUGACUGCGGUCCUGCACUCAUUAAACGAAAUGAGGGACAAUAUUGAUGUGUAUCAUGAGUUCUGGUUAGAAGAAGCCACCAAUUUGUCAAUCAAAAUGGGAAUUGAACUAAAGCUGCCUUGGAGAUGUCGCAGGCAGCCUCAAAGUGAAGAGGUUUCUGAGGAGACUCCUGAAAACUACUAUAAGGAAGCAAUUACUGCACCCUUUUUGGACCACAUUAUUUUAGAAAUUGAGGACAUGUUUUCCGAGCAGCAGCUAAAGGCUCUCAAGUGCCUGUCGUUGGUGCCUUCUGUUAUGGCUCAGCUGAAAUAUAAUACUGCAGAGGAAAACAUGGCUGAUUUAUAUAAAGAUGAUCUUCCAAAUCCCGAUACCCUUUCAGCAGAACUGCACUGUUGGAAGAUAAAAUGGAAGCAUCGAAGCAGAGAUGUUGAACUUCCUAGUACUAUUUUUGACACGCUACGCCAUCCUGAUAUCAAGUUCUUUCCAAAUGUGUACACUUUACUUAAAAUUGUCUCAAACCUACCUAUUAUCAAGCUCGAAACUGACAAGUAUGAAAUUGGACGGAAACGGCUGAAAGCAUACUUAAAAAUCACUCCGGUUGAGGAACGGACAACCAGUCUGGCACUAAUCCAUAUCAGUUAUGAUGCUAAACAUGAUUAUGACAUGAUGGUCGAUACCUAUGCAAAACUGUACCCAGAGAAAAUGCAGCUCGCCCACGUGACUGAUUCAGAUAGUGUGGACAUUAGCAAUCAUGAUGGAAACAGUGUUGAAAUUAAUAAUUUGGAUACAAGCACUCGGACAGUGUAUGAAGUUGAUGGCGAGUGCAUGGAGGUGGCGAGCCAUACAGUGGCAAGUGGGGUUGUACUGCACCAUCAGUCUGCAGGAAGCCUCAUGGAGGUCUGCCAGAAUUCAGAUAAGACUAUCAUAGAAGUGACCCAGCAUCCAGAGGGGACCACAGUAGAACUGCAGCAGUUUCCUGUAAGCGGUACAAUGAUUGUUACUCAGCAUACAGCCGAAUCCAGUGUGGAAUUGCAACACCAUCCGGAAGGGGCUCAGAUCAGCCAGCAGCCAAUAGAAAGCAGUGUGGGACUGCAGCACCACAUAGAGGGAAGAGUGGUGGAGGUGAUCCACCAUCCAGAGGUGAAUGGUGUAGAAUUGCAACAUCACUCAGAGGUGAAUGGCUUGGAAUUGCAGCACCAUCCAACAAGCCAAGUUAUUGAGGUGAGCACUGUGGAGCUCCAGCCACAAAUGGAGUCCAGCAGUGUGGAGUUACAGCACCAGGUACAGGAGGGUGCAGUAUCUCUGCAGCACCAUCUGGAGGAAAAUACUAUUGAACUACAGCACCACCCAGAGACCAACACUGUGGAAUUGCACAAUCCACAGACUAGCACUAUUGAGCUGAGCAGUGGAAUAGAAGAGACCACCAUGGAGGUGGGUCAUUGUUUAGAGACUAGUGCCACAACAAUAAUACAACAACAACAGCCACAGCAUGGUGCUGUGGAAAUACAGAGCCAGUGCGACUUGCAGCCUAGUGAGAUGGAGAUACGGCCGCAUAAGGUGUCUGUUGCUACAGAGACAGACCAUCCAGAGAUCGAUGAAGUAGAUAUCAUGCCCCAUGUGGAACCAGUUGCUACUGAGGUGCAACAUCCUUCAGAAGUUACUAGCAUAGAAAUCCAACAUAACCCAGAGCCUGGUGCUACAGAGGUGCAGCAACAUUUGGAAUCUAUCUCUGCAGAGGUACAGCAACCACCGCAGACUAAUGCCCCGGAUUUGUCUCAUCGUGAUGAAUCUAGUACUGUGAUGGAGGGCAAUCCAGAGAGAGGCGUGGAGGCAAUAGAACACCAAUCUGGUGUAAGUGCUGUGGAAUUCGAUCCACACCCCGAGUCGCGUGCCAUUGAGCUGGAACAAUGCCCUGAGGCAAAUGUGGUGGAACUGGAGAACCGUCCAGAAGCAAUAGAUCUGCAGAACCCUCCUACAGAAGCAGCCACAGUGGAAGUAGACAAAGUGAGCUUGUGUAAUCGGGAUUUGAGUGGUGAUGGAAUAAAGGUUUUGGAAAUUAAAAAUUCAGAAGACAGAAAUUCAGAGACAGACAUUUCUAGUCAUCAUUUGCUGGGCACAGAUAAGGCAAAGGAGCAUCUCAGUCAUGGCACCACCCCUCAGCUUAAGUGAAAGAAAAGGUUUGGCCUAGGCAUCUGCUUCCAGUAGCUACCCAGCUCGCUGGGCACUGGGUGAGACCAGGAUCGAAGACUGGCUUAUUGUUCACUCCAUACACUGUUGAAGUUUAUACUGAAAUGAAGGUUAUUUGGUGAAUUUCUGGAAUAAAUGGUGCAAUAAUGUAUAUUUUGUCCGUUUCUGGACAAGAUGUUUAUUUCUAACUAUUGUAUGUAAAUAUUGGUUUGGGGCAGGGCCUUGUCUCACCCCACACAUACAAUACUACUUCCGAAAGCCAUGAUGGUACCUCAUUUCCACUUCCAUCUUCGCUACUUCUUCCCCACCUGUGCACCCAACUAGAAAUAAAAUGAAAAGCCUCAACAUUCAACUUUAAAGUGUCUUAUGUUUUAUUUUUUGUUUUAAGACUUCCACUACAAUAAAUAAUCAAGCACUGCUUAGAAACAGCUCCUGGUAUGAGUGAAUGUGGUUGGUGCUGUUGCUAAUGUUUCCCUUUUCAAAUAGCCAGCACGUUUCAUCGUUUAGGCCAUCUCUCGUUUGUUCUGAGCCUAAGAGUCCUGUACUUCAGUGCACUGCCAGGCCUUGAUCUAUAAAACAUUGGGAGAAAAAUCUCCUCCACUUGUUUAUUCUUGUAGCCUUUUAAUUAAUUAUGAAAGAAUCCUGUCAGAAUUGUUACCUUUUGUAGAAAGUGAAUACAGUGGAAUAAGUCGCAUUUAUGUGUUUUUGUUUUAUGUUUACUGCUGCAAGAACUUCUAAUUUGGCUUAUUUCUGCAGUCUAGACGUUGCAUAAAUUUUGUGUAUCUGUAUUUUACAAUAAAUUGAAAACGUAG